AUGCUGUUCCUCCCUGGCGCCGCUGCCUUCGCAAGCACGAUCCCAGAAAAAGGCGCGUCCGAAUCGGGCGUCCGAAUGGGGAUCGUCUUCGACUGCGGCUCAAGCGGCACUCGUGCCCACUACUUCACGUGGGACAGUUCUGCCCCGGACCAACUGGAGGAGGUGGAGGCGCCAAACGGCAGCAUCAAAGUCGCACCGGGCAUCAGUGACUUCGCUGUCGGGCAAGGCUGCGAUGAGAGCGGUGACAGCAACCAUGACGGCGUUUGCGACCAGCUUUUGGUCAACACCACCCACCCCGCCUGCCCGACCAACACCGCAUGCAACCUCACCAUCGACCAGUACAUCCAGCCUCUCUUAGAUCAGGCUACGGACCAAGCGGCGAUUUGGAAGGACCUCGCGGCGGCCGCCAGCACGACCGAUUUUGACUUUAAGGCGGAAGACGCCUUCACGCUUGCGGGCGACUACGAGGGCAUUUUCGGCUGGCUGGCGGUCCAGUCGAUUGCCUUCGAGCCGGAGGACGGAGUCAUCACGGAGAAUGGCGUUGCGGUGAUGCAUUCUGAGUACUCAACCCAGCCGCGCACCAGCUACGUGUACUCCAUCUCGUACAUGCUCAGCGGCCAGGACCAGGGCCAGCUGCGCGUCGCACAGUACUUGUACAACCAGAGCUCCGCUGUUGACGAGGUGGCUAACCCCUGCUUCAACCCCGGCUACAAUAAGAGCAUGCAAGUGUGCGAGGGCAUAGCGCUGGGCUCGAGCUCGACCUGCAGCGGCCCAAAGCGCGACGUGAUGUUCGUCGGCACCGGAGACUACGAGGAGUGCCGCGGCGUCAUCGAGGCGGCUGGGUGA
Messenger RNA from Emiliania huxleyi CCMP1516, 846 nucleotides. RefSeq lists its product as hypothetical. The coding region runs from base 1 to 846 and encodes 281 amino acids. The record is from RefSeq and is a predicted model, not a curated record. Gene Ontology annotation, cellular component: membrane. Gene Ontology annotation, molecular function: nucleoside diphosphate phosphatase activity. Lineage: Eukaryota; Haptophyta; Isochrysidales; Noelaerhabdaceae. Gene Ontology annotation, biological process: nucleoside diphosphate catabolic process. The transcript has 3 exons.